Lodderomyces jiufengensis is the source of this 1413-nucleotide messenger RNA. RefSeq lists its product as uncharacterized. The transcript has a single exon. The coding region runs from base 1 to 1413 and encodes 470 amino acids. NCBI's taxonomy places the organism in Eukaryota, Fungi, Ascomycota, Pichiomycetes, Serinales, Debaryomycetaceae. The record is from RefSeq and is a predicted model, not a curated record.
AUGUCAAAUAUUGAAGAAACAGAUACAACACCACUACUAUCAAAAUCAAAGCCUGAGUCAGCACCAAACUCACCGUUAACGCCUACAGCAUCAUCUACUUCAAACAUUAAAGCUUCACCAAAUCACAAUGUCAAUAAUAAUUUGAUACUACCAAAUCGUUUACCAACUAAAUCAUUAAGUAAUUCAACUCCAUCUCCAUUUCAUUCUAAAAUUUCAAAUUCGAACAAAAUCGGACUACAAAGAACAAGUAGAACUUCACAAAAAUUAAAAUUACUACCAGAAGAUCCAGAUUUUCAUAGUAUGAAUAAUAAUGAUCAAGUCAACGCUGGCGAUGACGACGAUGAUGAUGAUGAUGAUGAUGACGAUGAAGAUGUAGUGAAUAAAAGACCUACAAGAGUUUAUUCACAAGCUAAAAUGAUUACUGAUUCAACUGCUAGAAAAGAUGCUGAAACUUUGAGUAAACUGCAUAGAGAUUUAUUACCAAGAGUUACUGCUUAUUGUACUUGUGCAUCUUACAAAAUGAAAGAUUUACUCAGAUGGUUAAAAGAUAGGAAAAGAAUUCAUAACACAAGUCCAAAAUUAUUCGAUGAGUGUUUAUAUACCCCAUUUGCAUAUAAAGAUUGGAGAAGUGAUAAUACUAAUAAUAAUAAUGGUAAUUCUGAAGAAGAUGAAGGUCAUAAAUUAAUCAGAUUAGCAGAUGAAGGAGGAGAAAUAGAUAUUGGUAAAAAAUCAGAUAUUUUCAUAUUUGAAUAUGGAGUAGUUAUAAUGUGGGGUUAUACACAAAAGGAAGAACUUGCAUUUUUAGAUGAUUUAGCAAAAUUUGAAAGUGAAAAAUUAUCAGAAGAAGAUAUUCAAAUUGAAGAAUUUAAUUAUUAUAUUACAAAAUCUUAUCAACCAAGAAUUUAUAAUGAUUUUAUAACUUUAAGAGAUGAUGAUAAUUAUAUGUUAAAAUUAUCAAUAUCUCAUGCAUUAGCUCAAUCAGUUAAAAUUUCAUUAUUUGAAGAAUUAGUUGAUAAUACUAUUGAAGAUACUCAAGAUAUUCCUCAACAAAUUGCUCAUACUGGUAAAGUUGAAAUGACAAGAGAUGAAAUUAUGAAAUCAAUUGGUGAAUUAUUUAUAUUAAGAAUAAAUAUUAAUUUGCAUGGUUCUGUAUUGGAUUCUCCAGAAUUAAUGUGGGCUGAACCUCAUUUAGAACCUAUUUAUCAAGCAACAAGAGGUUAUUUAGAAAUUAAUCAAAGAGUUGAAUUAUUGAAUCAAAGAUUAGAAGUUAUAUCUGAUUUAUUACAAAUGUUAAAAGAACAAUUAGGUCAUUCUCAUGAAGAAAAUUUGGAAUUCAUUGUUGUUGUUUUGGUAGGUGUUGAGGUACUAGUAAGUAUUAUUAACAUUAUUAUUGAUGUUUUAACUUAUAAAUAA